AUGUCCCAGUCGAUAGUACUCAUCGGAACUCUACUUGCAACCCUCGUCAUCUGGAAGCUUGUGCAGACAUGGCGACGACCCCCGUUUCCACCUGGCCCUAAAGGGCGUUAUCCGUUUAUGGGUAUGACUUUCGACAUGCCUAGCAAGAGGCCUUGGGAGACGUUUGGCGAAUGGGCGAAUCAUCAGCGACGCAAAAGUCUACCGGGAACUUAUCGGAAUGCGAUGGUUCGUCGGAUUUUUACAAACGUUCUCACAGCUAAGAAAUGCGAUGGAUAUGUACCCUAUCAAGAGCUCGAGUCCCUGGCCACCAUCCACAAUAUACUGCAUGAGCCGAAGGGUUACGCGCACGAACUUCAUCGCUACGCCUUAUCGGUUGCACGAACGGUAGCUUUCGGCAAGCGAGUGCCUACAUCCUCGAGCGAAUUUGCGACUGAGAUGCGCGACGUCAUGGAGAACUUCAGUAAGGCCAUGACACCCGGAAAAUAUCUUUUUGAAGCUAUACCCAUGUUGCGGAAGCUCCCUAGCUUCGCGCAGCCGUGGCUCAGGGAACUGGAGAAGUUUAAGAACCUUGAGCUUUCCUUCGCCCUGAAGUGUUACCGAGAUGCAGUACGCCAGGCCGAACUCCAUCCCAAUAGACCCUGUAUGGCACGUGAAGUCAAGGCGGAGAUGGAGAAAGCCCAAGAGGACGAUGAAGUUCAGGCCUCUAGUACCUGUAUGGAGAUUCUCGGGGCAGGGUCAGAGACAACCGCGACUGCCCUCCAUUUUACCAUUCUGGCCUUGGCCACGCAUCCAGAAGUGGUCGAGAAAGCCCACGAAGAGCUUGACCGUGUUAUAGGACAGGAUCGGUUCCCCACCUGGGCAGACGAGCCAAACUUGCCAUACAUCAGGGCUAUUAUUAAGGAAAAUCAGAGGUGGAGGUCCAUCUCGCCGAUGAGUUUUCCUCAUUACACAAGUAAGGACGAUGUGUACAACGGAUACUAUAUCCCAAAGAACUGCGUCGUCCGUGUGAACCAUUGGAUGAUGCAUUCAAACUAUGAACGGUACUCAAACCCGGAGAAGUUCGACCCAGAGCGCUUUAUCAAUCACACGCAAUCAGCCGCAGCUUCUGCUAACGCGGUGGACGCUUCCGAACGAGAUCACUUUUCCUAUGGUGGUGGAAAGCGCAUAUGCCCGGGCAUCCAUCUGGCUGAGCGAAGCCUAUUCAUGAUGACGAGCCGAAUGCUGCAGACAUUCAAGUUCGGGCGACCCCUAGACCCCAAGUCAGGGACGCCGCGGGAGCUGACAGCGGAAGACAUUGGCGUUAGUACGAGCCUGAUCAUGACACCUGGUUCUGAUUUCGACAUGUCUUUCGAGCCAAGGAGCAAGAAUAUAGGACAGCUGUUGGAGAGCGAGUGGCUUGAGAAGGUUGCACAUCAGGGUGAGAGCUGGAUGGACUGA
Molecule: messenger RNA, 1437 nt
Organism: Fusarium proliferatum ET1
Lineage: Eukaryota; Fungi; Ascomycota; Sordariomycetes; Hypocreales; Nectriaceae
Exons: 5
Coding region: 1-1437 (478 amino acids)
Molecular function (GO): monooxygenase activity; heme binding; oxidoreductase activity, acting on paired donors, with incorporation or reduction of molecular oxygen
Source: RefSeq, a predicted model, not a curated record